AUGGGGAACCAUGAUGAUGAGCUCUUCAAGGCACGUGUAGCACCACCAAGGCACACACAGCAUAUGCCUAUCUGGUUGCUUUGCAGCUUGCCAUUUCCCAAACUGACAGUCAAGCUGGAGGGCAUGUACUGCCCGACAAUUGACCCCGCUCUGUUUGCCGCAAUCAUUUCCGACUACAACCUGGCUAAGCCCAAUGAAGUAGCUCAGUUGCGUGAGACGCUGGAUGUGCUGGCAGCUUCUGCAGUCGAACAAGAGGAUCUACCGUUUGAUCCUACGGGCACCACAACUCUUCGGACCUCAGAAGCUGCAGACUCUAGCACUGGCGAGCCGUCAGCUGAUGCACCACUAUCAGACAUCACAAGCUGGACAUCGAUUGAACAUCUCGACCAGGCCAAUGCCGACCUCAAAGGAUCAAAGCCUGCCUACACCUUUCAGGGUAUGACUACUGCUGAGAAAGCGCAGAAAUUGAUUAGCAUGUUUCCAACGAUUACUCGCCUGGAAGCUGAGCGCAUCCUUGAGAACUGCCAUGACAACCUCGGCCGUGCUAUGGACGUUCUCCUCAAUCUUGCCUUCAUUGAGGAGACGCAACUUGCUGGGGAUGCUCCCCAAGAAACCCCUGAAGAGGUGAAAGCCCGUGGUUCCUCGAUCCCCAAAUCAGUUGAUGGCUUUCACGCGGACGAGAACCAGAACGGCGGCGGUAAGAAGUCGCGAAAGAAGAAACAACAGCAGCAACGUAAGGCUCAGAUGUCCUUGCAAACCUCCAAUACCAUCGCCACCAACAAAUGGGAGGCCGGGAACAAAGAUAUCGAUUUUCUCUCCUCACGUGCCUCCUCUCUACAGAGGGAGAAGAUCGCUUCAGCCUAUCAUGCCAACUCCAUGUCAAUUGGUGCGACAAUCAGGACCUUGGCACAGGCCCAUGCGCCAAAGGAUAUUGAGGAGAUCGAGGAUGAUCCUCGGCUCCUCACCCAAGUCGGCGAAAUUGGACAUCACUUCCCUGGCAUUCAUCCCACAACUCUGGCUGGCCUCAUCCACAUUACAAACGGUGAAGUGACGGCUAUUAGCGAGUUAGCUGAGAAGCUGGAAAGUCGACCAGCUCUCACUUCGCCGUCAGAAAUCAUCACCUUUGUGACCGCUCCCGUCAAUAUCGACGAAGAAGAUGAGGAAAUCCCGCCUGUCCACCAGUCCGAGAGCUCCUCAGGAUACAUGAACCUUGAGGACUCCGCUGCUGCGGCGAGCUCUCACUUUGCAGCUCGCUCAGCCGCCCUCGCCCAAGCCUCCCAGUCUGCCCGCCGCGCCCGAUCAAACCCUUUGUACGGCGGUGCCGCCGCUUACUAUAGGGAAGUCAGCAACAAGGAACGCCAACUGGCAAUGCGGCAUUUGGCGGCCGCGUCUGACCAGUUGGUGGCACGGCAGUCAUCGCCGGACAGCUUGGAUCUCCACGGCGUGAGCGUGGCUAACGCGGUCAGAAUCGCCCGUGAAAGGGUCCAGGCCUGGUGGGAUGGACUGGGCGAUCAGAAGCAUGUCCGUGGUGGGGGGCAGCACUCCCACGGUGGAUUCAAUAUUAUCUGCGGCGUUGGCCUUCACUCGCAAGACCGCAAGUCGCACAUUGGACCCGCCGUGUGGAACAUGCUACAGAAGGAGGGGUGGCGUGUGGAACUAAACAGAGGUUCUAUGCUCGUGACCGGGUUUGCGCCGACAUCUUGCUCCUCUCGGUUACUAUCAGGGCGCCCGUGGAAACCACCCCACACAAAAGCAAGCACGAAAGCUCUUAGAGCUGCACCUACCAUUCCAUUUCUCGGCGCCUUUUUCAGCUCCAACCGUAAACCUGAGGAACCGAACGAAGCCAUGUCGCACCCGGACCAGAGAAGCGAAGAUCAGUGGAGAGCUGUUUUGAGUCCAGAGCAAUUCCGCAUCCUCCGUGAGAAGGGUACCGAGCGCCCCCACACUGGCGAAUACGAUUCCCACUACCCAUCAAAAGGCGUCUAUAACUGUGCAGGUUGCAAUGCGCCGCUUUACACCGCCGACCAAAAGUUCAAGUCCGGCUGUGGAUGGCCAGCAUACUUUGACUCUAUUCCAGGUGCUGUGACCAGACAUGUCGACAGCUCAUUCGGCAUGAAGCGGACGGAGAUUGUUUGCACCAACUGCGGGGGCCAUCUAGGCCAUGUGUUUGAGGGUGAGGGGUAUCCUACACCUACAGAUGAGCGCCAUUGUGUGAACAGUUGGCGUCAUCCCCUAUCCGUAUCAACACUGCCGCCUUAG
Messenger RNA from Penicillium bovifimosum, 2259 nucleotides. Its product is annotated as Peptide methionine sulfoxide reductase MrsB. Lineage: Eukaryota; Fungi; Ascomycota; Eurotiomycetes; Eurotiales; Aspergillaceae. Gene Ontology annotation, biological process: response to oxidative stress; protein repair. Gene Ontology annotation, molecular function: ubiquitin binding; peptide-methionine (R)-S-oxide reductase activity. The record is from RefSeq and is a predicted model, not a curated record. Bases 1 to 2259 code for a protein of 752 amino acids. The transcript is spliced from 5 exons.